Euleptes europaea (tarantolino) is the source of this 1395-nucleotide messenger RNA. RefSeq names its product interleukin 6 receptor (gene IL6R). The record is from RefSeq and is a predicted model, not a curated record. Lineage: Eukaryota; Metazoa; Chordata; Lepidosauria; Squamata; Sphaerodactylidae. Gene Ontology annotation, biological process: cytokine-mediated signaling pathway. The transcript has 10 exons. Gene Ontology annotation, cellular component: external side of plasma membrane; membrane. Gene Ontology annotation, molecular function: cytokine receptor activity; protein binding. Bases 1 to 1395 code for a protein of 464 amino acids.
AUGUGGCUGGCCGGUGCCUCCUUGAUCGCUUCUCUGAUUGUCGCCGCAGCUGGCUUGGUAGAGACAGGGUUACAGUGCCGGCAGCCAGCGAUCCCGCCAGACACAGUUGUCAGUCCUCCAGGUACAAACGUUACCUUGCCCUGCCUAGAGAGGGAGCUGGAGAACACCACCCUCGUGCACUGGAGGUUCAAUGAACAGAACAUAAGUUCCCAUCGCGGAAGGCAGGUGGUGGAAGGGUCCCUUCUUUUCCUGCCAUCAGUAUAUUUCAACGAUUCUGGCUCGUACACCUGCCACGCGGGUGGCCGCGUCCUCCGCUCUGUGCGACUGCUGGUCGAAGAGCCUCCCGAGGUGCCGAAAUUCACCUGCUACCGCCGGAGCUUCACCAAGGAUAUCCUGUGCGAGUGGAAACCGUCUCGCCAACUGUCCGUUCGCACCAAAGCCAAACUCUGGGUGGGCAAGGGGCUCAUGGGAGGGAACCGUACAGAGCAGCCAUGUCGCUAUUACAGCAAAUCCCAGAAAUUUUCGUGUCGCAUUGCCAUCACUCACCAAGACGAUGACAUCGUCCUACGGGUGACCAUGUGUGUCGCAAACAUGGCAGGCGCAGCUACGAGUGAUGUCAAUGUCUACAGGACCAUCAAUCUGGUGAAGCCAGACCCGCCGAAGAAUGUCACGGUGACCCCUGUGGAGAAGGCCCCCCGCAAACUGCUGGUGACCUGGCGUUACCCCUCCUCUUGGAACUCCAAGAUCUACCACCUUCGGUUCCAGCUCCGAUACCGGGCAGAGAUUUCACAGAUGUACUCCGAGGUUGAGCUUCCAUGGGAAGCUUCCACUUCGCACGUGAUCCAUGACGCCUUGCAAAACCUCCCCCACAGGGUUCAAGUCAGAGCCCAUGAAGAAUUCGACUACGGAACCUGGAGCGAGUGGAGCCGCGAAAGUAUCGGAACACCCUGGACAGAACCCCCAUCGACAGAGUCAGAAAUGGCAAGUUCAGACAUCCCAAAGUUUCCUAGGUAUAGUUUUGUUCCCUCGGAUGCGCCUGCAACUCCUGAGCUUCCCAUCGACCCAGAAAAGCCAGCCGUGGAAGUUGCUGUAGACGCGGCUCUUCAUACGUUUCUCAUCCCAGCAGUAACUGUGAUCUUGGGUCUCGCCCUGGUGGUUGCCAUUGUCAUCCGGUACCGGAAAAAAUGGUGGGCGCCGUCUUCCGGCGAGGCGAAGCCAAAGACCGUACCGUCCUAUUCCCUGGUCCCGCUGGCUUCGGGGGCCCCUCUGAGCUCAUCCCCUCUCCUGUCCCCUCCUGCCUCGCCCUUCAGCGAGAGUUCUGCGGACAGCCCCAGAAUCCUGGAAAACAGCCCUUACGACGUUUCUAACGCGGACUACUUCUUGAUUCCCAGGUAG